AUGCGAAAAGUCGCCGCCGAUGGUUACCGCGUUGCAACCAAUCCCAAGGAGUGGGACAUGCAACAGGUCUUCAAGACAGUCGUUGUCAAGCCCGCCCUGGUCAUGCCCUCUGUCUUCCUCGGUGUCCUUUUGAAUCUCCUGGAUGCUCUGUCCUACGGAAUCAUUCUUUUCCCUCUCGGCGAGGAAGUCUUUUCCAGCAUGGGUGCUGAUGGUGUAUCAAUGUUCUACGUGAGUUGCAUCACUGCUCAAUUGACCUACUCCAGCGGAAGCAUCUUCAGUGGAGGUGUCGGCUCCGAGAUGAUCGAGGUUGUGCCUUUCUUCCACAAGAUGACCUACAUGAUCAUGGCCCACAUGGGCACCAGCAACCCUGAUGCUUUGAGAGCCACUGUCAUCACUUCUUAUGCUAUGAGUUCUAUCCUCACUGGUCUUGUCUUCCUCGGUCUUGGUGCUGCCAAACUGGGUACGCUUGUCAACUUCUUCCCUCACAGCAUUCUUACUGGUUGUAUUGGAGGUGUGGGUAUCUUCUUGUUCGUCACUGGCAUCGAAGUCUCGGCACGAUUGGAUGGCAACCUCGAAUUCACUUCUGCUGUUCUUCACAAGCUCUUCCAAGCAGAUACCAUUGUGCUCUGGCUACCUCCUCUUUUCCUGGCGAUUCUCUUGUUGACCGUCAAACAUUACUAUGAUCGCCCAUGGCUUGUCCCUGCAUACUAUAUUGCUAUCACCGCCAUCUUCUACAUUGUCGUCGCUGCAGUCCCCGACCUUGGUAUGGAUAAGCUGCGUCGCAAAGGCUGGGUCUUUGACGCCCCCCAAGCUGGUUUGCCAUUUUAUAACUUUUACAGCCAUUACAAGUUCCAUCUCGUCGAUUGGAAUGCCAUCUGGAUAACUGUGCCUACUCAAUUCGCCCUCACCUUCUUCGGCAUCUUGCACGUUCCUAUCAACGUCCCCAACCUGGCCAUAGUCGUACAAGAGGACAAUGUCAGCGUCAACAGAGAACUGAUCAUGCACGGCAUCUCGAACACUCUGUCUGGCUGCGUUGGUAGCAUCCAAAACUACCUGGCCUUCGUUAACAGUGUGCUCUUCAUCGAGACUGGAGGCAAUAGCCGUCUUGCUGGUUACAUGUUGACUCUAGCUACUUUUGGUCUCCUCGUUGCUGGCCCCGUUGUCAUAGGCUAUGUGCCUGUCAUGGUUGUCGGCACCUUGAUCUACAUGCUUGGCAUCGACCUUGCGCAAGAAGCCAUCUGGGCUACCUACGGACGAUUGCACCGUCUGGAGUAUGCUACCAUUGUCAUCAUCUCGUUGGUAAUGGGUGCUUAUGAUUUCGUCGUCGGCAUCGCGGUUGGCAUUGGGCUUGCUUGUCUGGUCUAUGUUGUUCAAACGUCACGCAAGACUGUAAUUCGUGCCGAGUUCUCUGGUGCUGUAGCAGAGUCAACUGUACGCCGUCAUCCCCGUCAACGUGAAUACCUCCACAAAGUUGGUCCUCAAAUCCGCGUGGUCAAGCUGGGUGGUUAUCUCUUCUUUGGCAGUAUCGUCAAGGUCGAGAAGAAGGUUAGAGCUCUGAUAGAAGCAGAAGCUUUUGCCGCAGAACCCAUCCGCUACCUCAUCCUGGACUUUUCUCACGUUGCCGGUAUCGACUUCUCGGCAGCAGAAGCCUUCAACCGAAUGAACCGAAUUCUACACCGCCGCGAUGUAACAUUAGCUCUGGCGGGAGUAAGUCUUGAAGGCGAGAUUGGCAGGAGUCUCCAGAUGGUCGGUCUUUUCAAAGAUCCUGUCGAGGACUCGACGAUCCCACCUCCAAAGGUCUUUGAGGAUCUGAAUGGUGCGCUCGAAGCCUGCGAGAAUGAGAUGUUGGUCAUUCUGUCCGACAAACAACGCAUUGAAGCCCUGAAUCAGCAAAAGGAAGCCUCUGCCGAGAACAUUGACAUCCCCUCAACUUUAGCUGUCCAAACACCUGCAUCGGCAGAUAUGAGCGUAGGAUCACCUAGACGUAAUUUCCUGCACCAAGCUGCCACGACGACUCUGGAAUCCCACCGCGGACCCAACGGUGAUAGCAACCGCUGGAAGCACUUCAAGCAACCGCUGCCACUGAUUUUGCAAUCUUUCCAGGGCCUUACGGCACGCAACGAAGACUUCUGGUUCCGCGCCGUGUCUUACUUCGAACCUCGCACCUACCCCGCAGGUAAAAUCCUUUACUCACGUGGUGAUAAGCCCGAUGGCUUCUACCUUCUUCAGUCGGGCAUCCUACGGGCAGAGUAUGAUCUCGAUCAGGGAAGCUAUCACGAAAGCAUUGUCUCCGGCACGACGUGCGGUGAGCUACCCUUCUUCUCCGAGACGGCACGCACCAGUACCGUUAUGGCCGAGAUGGAUUGCGUGGCAUGGCUCUUAACGCUGGAGGCUUGGGAGAGGAUGCAAGACAAGGAGCCAGCAGUAGCUCAGGAGAUGCUGAAGGUUGGCAUGAAGUUGAGUGCCGAAAGGAUGAACGCCAUCACUUCGUGA
Molecule: messenger RNA, 2493 nt
Organism: Aureobasidium namibiae CBS 147.97
Lineage: Eukaryota; Fungi; Ascomycota; Dothideomycetes; Dothideales; Saccotheciaceae
Exons: 1
Coding region: 1-2493 (830 amino acids)
Cellular component (GO): membrane
Source: RefSeq, a predicted model, not a curated record